AUGUUUUUGUUAGUUUUAUGCCUUGGCAUAUUCAGGACAUUUAAUGUAAAAGAAGAGGUCGAAUAUGGAAACAACCAGGAAACAAUGUCAAAACUAAACUCAAAUUCGAUUCCUCAAAAUUUAAAAAAGAUUCAACAUUUACCUUUAGAAGAUACAAAUAAAAACCAACCAAAUAGUAGCAGUGCAUUACAGACUCCAGAACCAUCAACAGAUUCCAAUUCUGAAACAAAUUCAACGAAAAUCGAAACUAACACUCAACAAAAUACAAAUACAACUUCAACGGAAGACGCAGGAGACCACAAUCAGUCAUCUUCAACAUCAUCUACACAAUCAACAAACCAAUCACCAUCUACAAAUGCAACUAAAACUCCAGCUCCAACACCAUCCGCAACUACACCAAAGCCUUCACCGGCACCAACAGAAACACCAACAGCAACUCCAACAGCUAAUUCAACAGCAUCUCCAAUAGAAACGCCAACAGCAACUCCAACUUCUACACCUACAACAACUAAUUCAACAGCUGCUCCAACAGAAACACCAACAGCAACUCCAACAGCUAAUUCAACAGCUGCUCCAAUAGAAACACCAACAGCAACUCCAACAGCUAAUUCAACAGCAACUCCAACUUCUACACCUACAACAACUAAUUCAACAGCUGCUCCAACAGAAACACCAACAGCAACUCCAACAACUAAUUCAACAGCUGCUCCAACUUCUACACCUACAACAACUAAUUCAACAGCAUCUCCAAUAGAAACACCAACAGCAACUCCAACAGCUAAUUCAACAGCAUCUCCAAUAGAAACGCCAACAGCAACUCCAACUUCUACACCUACAACAACUAAUUCAACAGCUGCUCCAACAGAAACACCAACAGCAACUCCAACAGCUAAUUCAACAGCAACUCCAACUUCUACACCUACAACAACUAAUUCAACAGCAUCUCCAAUAGAAACACCAACAGCAACUCCAACUUCUACACCUACAACAACUAAUUCAAUAGCUGCUCCAACAGAAACACCAACAGCAACUCCAACUUCUACACCUACAACAACUAAUUCAACAGAGACACCAUCAGAGAUACCAUCAGCAACUCCAACAGCAACACCAUCAGAAUCAAAGUCAGAUAAUGAACCAAAGAUUCCAGACAUUGAACCACCAGAAGAAGAUGAAUCAGGAAAUACAGAACAAUCAUCUGAUUCAAGUGGAAAUGGAAAGACAGUUGUUGUUACAACAGCAUUCAGCAAAUAUAUUUUAGCACUUGUUAUUAGCGUUAUUGUUAUUGUUGCUCUCUACGCAGGAAUCAAGUACUACUUCAGGAACCCACCACAGACACAGAUUGAAUUGACUGAUGAAGAUGCUGACCCACUUUUGAUCCCUGAGGAAUUCGUUUAA
Trichomonas vaginalis G3 is the source of this 1395-nucleotide messenger RNA. RefSeq lists its product as uncharacterized. The transcript has a single exon. The coding region runs from base 1 to 1395 and encodes 464 amino acids. Lineage: Eukaryota; Parabasalia; Trichomonadida; Trichomonadidae. The record is from RefSeq and is a predicted model, not a curated record.